ACGAAGCCGACGCAGGAACACCUCCUUCCUCCUCCUUGCUCCAAAAAUCAGAUCUGGAGAGAAAAAAAUCAGACCUACCUGCCCCUAAAAAGGUUGAUUGUUCAUGAUGAUUGAUCUGAAUGAACCACCGCUUGACGUAGAGUCCAUCAACAUUUCAGUCGAGUUGGGUGCACCCUUCUUGCAUGCAGGGGGUGAACAGGAACAUCAACAAUUGGAGGAGGAGGUUGGUGAGUCUCCUGACCCCAAUGUUGGCUCUAACACUACUCAUGUCCCGGACAAUCGUGUUGCCGCUCCCCCACCUAUGGUUGCUCCUGCUAAUGCUUUAGUUCAUGAGGCACAUGAGUUGGAAGAUGAAGAAGCUGGAUCACAGCCACAACAACCUUAUGUUGGCAUGUGCUUCGACACAUUAGAGGAUGCGAGGGAACACUACAAUCGCUACGCUUUGAUGGAGGGCUUUUCAAUCAAGUCAAAUACGUCUUACAGGUCGGCCUACACAGGUGUGGCGGAAAAACGGCAAUUCUGCUGUAACAAGUUCCGCAAACCAGUAGAGAGGGUUGGGAUCCCGGAUGUUCCCUCGUCGAGCAAAAACACUACAUGUCCAAGCUCACCUGAACAAGAUGUUGAAGAUGAUGUCGAGGAACACACUUUCAAGAAGAAGAGGAAACGGGAAACUGUAAAGCAAAUAAAAUGCGGUGCUAAGAUGGUGGUGAAGCUUAAAGAUGACAGAUGGGAGGUUAUCACUUUUAUUGCAGAUCACAACCAUCCAUUGAUUGAGAAGCCAUCGCUUUCGAAAUACCUCCGUUCUCAUCAAGGAAUCCCGCCGGAACAGAAAAAAUUACCGACUCACCUAAAUGACUGCAACUUGACAGCAGGUACAACUCACAUUGCGUUAAGUCUUUUUACCACAGAACUGUUACUUAUUCCUGCAUCAAGUACCUUGACCUGAGCCAACUAUGUUCAUUUUUUAUGCAACUAUGUUCAUUUUUUGGGCAACUCUGAUAAUUAAAAAAAUCAUGACCCAAAACAGAAACACCUUGGUGUUGCCUAUUCCUACCUCAACUGCUUGGGUUUGAUUCCUAUCCUAGUAUAAGCUGCUUAGGAUUCAUGGGCAACCCUGAUCAGGGGGAAAAACUGGCAACUUGAAUAGUAAACUGAGGCAACUAUGUUCAUUUUCCGUGCAACUCUGAAAAUAAAAAAAAGA
Molecule: messenger RNA, 1201 nt
Organism: Aegilops tauschii subsp. strangulata
Lineage: Eukaryota; Viridiplantae; Streptophyta; Magnoliopsida; Poales; Poaceae
Source: RefSeq, a predicted model, not a curated record